UUUCAACGAUGACAAGGCUCCAUCUGUCGCUGUUAGCUUUGUUGUCGAUCUGCAACGAUGCAGAGCUAUACCAUUACCAUCGGUACAUGCUGAGCGAAUAUAAGCCACAGCAUAGCCAUGCCUUACAAAGUGACUAUAAGCCGAUGCCGCGUCCUAUCUAUUCGGACGAGGAAUAUCUUACUGCACCUGAAGAUGUCGAGUUGAACGUUGAAGACGGAAAGACAACAAUCGUACAGCAGCUAAUGGUGCGCAUCUUUGCAAACGAUAAGUACAUUUGCAUGGGAAUGCUUGUGGACGCCGAUGUUGUGAUAUCUACUUACGCUUGCAUACAGAGCGCGCAAUCAGCUAAAUUUACGAUACAAACUAUCAAAAAUAAGGUCUUUAAAUUAAGAGAAACGGUAACCAGGUUGAGUAAUAGCCCGUUGGUAGUCGAACUCCACCUUGCACAGCCCCCGAUAGACAGUAUGUUCAGGCCCCAGCUCUGCCCCAACAAGCUGAACGCUGGCGUACAGGUGCUGCUGUCCAUAUAUAGGCACAAUAGCGUGCUCAGCGAAUUGGCUAAUGUGGUGCCUCUAAAAGAUUGCCGCGCUCUGCUUAACGAUACUUUCAACCAGUACACCGACGGACAGUUAAUUUGUAUUAAAAAUGAGAGAAAAUCGGCCGCUUGUCAGAAAAACUAUGGCGCCCCACUUAUUUACAAAAAUAAUUUAUGUGGCAUCAACUUAUUGGGCCAUAGGUGCCUCAGGGAUGGGAAACUGGAUCUGUAUGCCUUCGUUCUAAAUGAAACAGCUUACACACAGAAAGCUUUAUCAAGCGUCCACUCCUUAAAUAUUGAAGAUGUCAUUUUGUGAGCUGGUGGUAAUCAAAUUACAUUUGAAGAUCCUUUCGGAUCACAUAGGUCACAUAGAUCACCUUUUGUAUACCCUUGCCUAUUCGUAAUAAAAGUACAUUAAAUUAGA
This is a messenger RNA of Drosophila hydei, 959 nucleotides long. RefSeq lists its product as uncharacterized. The record is from RefSeq and is a predicted model, not a curated record. Gene Ontology annotation, molecular function: serine-type endopeptidase activity. The transcript has a single exon. Lineage: Eukaryota; Metazoa; Arthropoda; Insecta; Diptera; Drosophilidae. Bases 9 to 851 code for a protein of 280 amino acids. Gene Ontology annotation, biological process: proteolysis.